Molecule: messenger RNA, 1209 nt
Organism: Closterium sp. NIES-65
Lineage: Eukaryota; Viridiplantae; Streptophyta; Zygnematophyceae; Desmidiales; Closteriaceae
Source: the annotation of a GenBank genome assembly
AUGCGUGGCUCUGCGUCCGCGCUCUCUCUCUCUUCCCUCUGGCGCUGGUCAGGGCAGCAAGGGAGCGGCAGGAGGGGCAGCAGCGGGGUUUGGUCGCCUCAAGGGGCGUAUGAGAUGCAGGGGGACGGCAGCACGGGCAGCACUUGCAGCGAGGGGAGCGGGCGUGGCGGAUUCAGCUGGGGGAGAGGAGGCUUCUCAGUGUGGGAGGAGGAGGAAAUGGGGGUCGAACGGAGAGAAAGGGGAGGAAAUGCGUUGGAAUCACAGAAAGAGGAGACACCUGCGGCAGCACCAGGUACUGGCGCCGCGGGACGUGUGGAACCAAAUUCGACUGACAUGGCUGCUGCUGCCGCUGCCUGUGCAGCUGUUGCUGAUGGUAAUGCUGCUCCCGGCACUGCCCCCUCCACGUAUGGAGAACCUCCUGUUGCUACUGCUGCAGGCACAGCAGCGUCCUCCACAAUAAACACCCUGGUGGGUGACGGGGUAGUGGAUACCAGACAGGGCCGUGUGGGCGAUGUAGGUGUAGCGCCGGCAGGAGCUGUGGUGGGCGGGGGGCGUAGCAUCACCAGCAGCAGCUGUGCAACAGCGCGGGCAGAGUUCCGGUGGGAAGUGAUGGCGAUGGUGUCGUGUGGGCAGCGGUGCCCGCAGCUGCUGCGCUUCUACGGCGUGUGUGUGGAUGUGCGGCGCCGCAUGUGCAUCGUCACCAAGCUCAUGCUGGGCGGCACUCUGCACGACCUGCUGAGGAGGCGCAACGGCGUGGGCCUGCCGCUGCCGCUGCUGCUGCGAGUGGCGAUGGACAUUGCGUUGGGGAUGCGCUUCCUGCACCGCCAUGGGAUCAUUCACCGUCCUACAACCAACCCUGCUAUCUUCCACUCCCCUUUCUCCAGCGACCUCAAGACGGCCAAUGUGUUACUGGACGAGCAAGGCCGGGCAGUGGUGGGGGACUUUGGAGUGGUGCGGCUGGUGGGAGACGGAGCGGAGAUGACCAAUUUCGGGAUUGUUCUAUGGGAGCUGCUGACUGUGCGGUUACCCUACGAGAGUUACUCGCCGCUGCAGGCUGCAGUGGCGAUGGCGCUGAAUGGGCUGCGGCCGGCGAUACCAGCGGGGUGCCCUGAGGGGCUCAGGCGGCUGAUUGAGACGUGCUGGGCCAGGGACCCUGCAGAGAGGCCUGACUCAGAGGAUGUGGUACGCGUGGUGCGAGGAUUGAGGUAG